Molecule: messenger RNA, 8156 nt
Organism: Nymphaea colorata (pocket water lily)
Lineage: Eukaryota; Viridiplantae; Streptophyta; Magnoliopsida; Nymphaeales; Nymphaeaceae
Product: disease resistance protein RPV1-like
Exons: 5
Coding region: 1-4602 (1533 amino acids)
Biological process (GO): signal transduction; defense response
Molecular function (GO): ADP binding; ATP hydrolysis activity; protein binding
Source: RefSeq, a predicted model, not a curated record
AUGGUGAUCUUUGCAGCUUUAUUCAUAGUACUCUUCAUCACCGUUCUCUUUGGUCAUGUCUUCCUUCAGCGAAUCAAGGAUUUCUUGCAAUUUUCAGCCAACCAAAAUGGUAGUGGAGGAAUUAGAGGAAGAAACAUGGAGGCAGGGGAAGAGGUACUAGAGACAUUACCUUCACCAUCUUCACCAAGAGUUGAUGGAUCUGAGUUUGAAGUGUUUCUCAGCUUCAGAAGCGAAGACACCCGAAAGGGUUUCACUGGGCAUCUUCAUGACGGGCUCCAGGAGCGCGGUAUUACCACCUUCAUAGACUGCGAGAAGUUGGAAAAGGGGGAGGAGAUCAACAAGCUGUUGGAAUACAUAGACAGGUCCAAGAUCGUUGUUCCCAUCUUCUCCAAACGCUUUGCAGAAUCAAAAUGGUGCUUGAAAGAGGUGACCAAAAGUGUGGAGUGUGGAAAGGAGAUAAUUCCGGUGUUUUUUGGCGUGGAACCUUCUGACGUCUGCAACCAGGGUGGCCCUUUCAAAUCUGCGUUUAAGGAUCAUCAAUCGAACAAGGAACAGGACCAAGAGGAGGUGAUGGAAUGGAGGGAAGCAUUGAAGAAAGUCGGAAAUAUCUCUGGCUUCACUCUCAAGGACAUGAAUGGGGAUGAGGCAAAGCUAAAGCGUGCAGUCAUUAAGAGAGUGUCAGCCAAACUGAACAAGAAGCCAUUCGAAGUCGCAAAGCAUCCAAUCGAGAUUGAAACUCGUGUUCAUGACGUGAAGAAAAUGUUGGAGAAUGGAAGCAAUAUUAAUGGUGUUCGUGUGGUUGGUCCAAUCGGGAUUGAAACUCGUGUUCAUGACGUGAAGAAAAUAUUGGAGAAUGGAGGCAAUAUUGAUGGUGUUCAUGUGGUUGGCAUCCAUGGUAUGGGUGGUAUUGGAAAAACAACGAUUGCCAAGGCUGUUUACAACGACUUAGCCGAAGAGUUCAAUGGCGCCACUUGUUUUAUUUCAAAUGUUAGGGAAAAUGCUGGGCAACCCAAUGGAUUGGUCAACUUACAAAAACAGUUCAUUGAAGAUAUCUUGAAAGAAAAAAAUACAUCCUUACGUGAUGUUGCACAAGGAAAAAAUGUGAUCAAAGACAGGGCCAGUUGUAAAAGAGUUCUGAUUAUCUUAGAUGACGUUGAUUCCGGAGAACAACUUGAUGCAUUGGCUGGUGAGAGAGAUUGGUUUGGCUCAGGAAUCGUGAUCAUAAUCACAACUAGAGAUGAGGGGGUACUGCUAGCCCACAACGUGAAACAAGAUGAAAUUUACAAGCCACAAGAACUGAAUGAAGAUCUGUCGCGAGAGUUAUUCAUGCUUCAUGCAUUUGACGGUGAAUUACCACAAGGAGAGUACGUCGAGUUAUCAAACAAAUUUGUUGAAGCAGCUGGUGGGUUGCCCUUAACUCUCGAAGUGAUCGGAUCGCUUUUGUCUUCCAUAAAGAAUGUACAAGAAUGGAAAGAUACAUUGGAGAAGCUGAAAACGAUUCCCCACAACGAAGUCCAACAGAGAUUGAAGCUAAGCUAUGACAGUUUAGAUGACUUGGAGAAGAACAUCUUUCUAGAUAUUUCUUGUUUUUUUAUUGGUUGGGGCAGAGAAAGAGCUACUUACAUGUGGGAGGAUUGUCGCUGGUGCCCCAGUGCAGCAAUUAGGGUACUUGUACAAAGGUCUCUUGUAAAGAUAGAUGAAGAAAGUCAGGAGUUCGAGAUGCACGAUCAAAUACGAGACAUGGGGAGAGCCAUAGUUGAUGAAGAAAGCUCCCGAAAGCUUCAGAAGAAGAGUAGGCUGUGGAAUAACCAAGACUCUUGGGGUUUACUUCAAAGAAAGAGACCAAGGACUAUUGAUGCCGUAGGGAUUCGUAUUCAUGGUGGUUGUGUUAUUGUCGAAUGCUUUGACAACCUGAGAUUUCUUCAAGCUGACAAUGUCAAGUUCCAAGGCACGUUUCCAUGUUUUCCUACAGAUCUGAAAUGGUUGCAGUUGAGCAGUUGCCACUUUGACUCCCCACCAUCUGAUUUUAAUCUCGAGAAGCUCGUCAUCCUUGACCUCUAUAAUACCAACAUGGCCCCAAUUCUUAUAAACCAACUGUCACUGAGAUCAAAGGCCUUUGAAAGAUUGAAAGUUCUGUCACUUUGCGGAGUGCAAACAAAGAUCGCCUUUGAUUUCACGAAUAUGCCUGGCUUGGUGACAUUGCGAUUUCUAGAUUGCUCAGCAUUGACUACAAUUGAUGAAUCAAUCGGGAAACUCAAGAACUUGACACAUUUAAGUACUCCAGACUGUAGGCAUCUGCGGAAACUACCGGAUUCAAUUUGGCGAUUAAGUUCACUUGAGGUCCUUAAUAUUUCUGGUUGUUUGGAAUUUUCCGCUUUGCCAGAGCGAUUAGGAGAGUUGGGAUCACUCAAGAAGCUUGAUCUCAGUCUCACAAGUAUAAAGAAGGCACCUGAUUCCAUUUGCCGAUUAACUUCUCUUGAAAUACUUGAUUUGAAUGCCAACUUUCUACUUUGUUCUGUACCGGAAGGCUUAGGGGACAUGGAGUCAUUGAAGAAGAUUGAUCUUUCUUCGACAAGCAUUGAGGUCAUACCCGAUUCUAUUGGACAACUUAUCAACCUUGAUCAACUAUCUUUAUGUAACUCAAAAAGCUUGAGAGAGCUCCCGGGUUCCAUUUGCCAGCUAAAGUUGUUGAAAUCGCUUAACCUUAGUGGGUGCCAUUCUCUCCGCUCUUUGCCAAAAAGAUUAGGAGACAUGGAGAGAUUGGAGGAGCUUAUUCUUGACAAUACCAGAAUAGAGAUCAUACCUGAUUCAGUUGGACAGCUUAAAAGCCUUCGCCUGCUGUCUUUGGAAGGUUGCAAGCUCCUAAAAGCAUUACCUAUUUCCAUAAGACAAUUGAGCUCCAUACAACAGCUGAAUAUGUCUAGAACCAGUUUAAAGAUCUACGAGAUCGACCUUCCACAUCUUGCACCAAUUAAUUUUAUCGAAUUUACAGGUUCAUCUUCGGAGUUGCUUGGCUUGCGCGACCAAACUCACAAAGCCUUAGAAAUUCUUCACUUGAAGGAUGCUAUAAUUGAAGAGUUGCCCGAUUGUGUUGGAAGGAUGGAAAACCUCAAGAAGCUGCGGCUAGAAUGUGAAAUGCUGAAAGAAUUGCCCCACUGGAUUGGGUCGCUCAAGCAACUUCGUCAGUUGAUUCUCAAGUGUGAGAACCUCAAAGCUUUACCCAACUCGAUUGGGUCACUGAAACGGAUGUGGGAGUUGGAAUUGAAGUGUGUGAACCUCGAAGCUCUACCUGAUUCGAUUGGAGAGCUGGAAAAUGUUUCCUCAUUCAAAAUUGAAUCAGCAAAAUUGAAGGCCCUACCGAAUUCGAUUGCAUGUCUUGGAAGCGUUGAUAAGUUGGUGCUACAUUGCAUGAGUCUGGAAGCUCUACCUGAUUCGAUCGGACGUUUGGAGGAACUUACAGAAUUUGAGGUGUCGUCUAACAGUCUUGAAGCUCUACCUGACUCCAUUGGGUCGUUGAAACACGUUUGGAGAUUAGAAUUAGAGUGCCCAAACCUCGAGAUUCUACCAGAUUCUAUUGGAGAACUAAAAAGUCUUGGAUACUUUGAAGUGGACUCCCAUCGCCUCAAAUAUUUGCCCAAUUCUAUUGGCACUCUAACAACAAUUUGGUUCUUGAGACUAAACUGCAUCAACCUUGAAGAUUUGCCCAGCUCUAUGGAACAAUUACAAAGUCUUCGAGAUUUACAUUUACAUUGCGACAAUUUUACAGCUCCACCUGAUUUCAUUGGAGGAUUGGAAAAUCUUGUGAGCUUCUCCUUCAACAGCAGUAAAUUAAAAUACUUGGAUGCAGCAAUUUUUGAGUCUGUGGGAAGACUUAAAUGGCUUAAGCUAAGUGGUUGUGAGAACUUGGAAGGUAUGAUCGCUGCUUCUAUUCGACAAACAGGUUUGGAAGACUGCAAGAGGCUUGGGUGCCUUCCUCAGAUUCCUUCUUCUCUAUUCACGCUUGAAGCUUCUGGAUGCACCAAUUUGAGAAAAAUGCCGGAUAUUUCAAAUUUGAAAAGUUUGAAGAACUUGUGUUUGGGUGGCUGUAAGCAGCUUGAAGAUGUGCCUGGCCUGGAAAAUAUUUCAAGCAACUUGGAAGUGCUAGAACUGCCUGGUCCUUGUGAUUUCGCGGGGUGUUGCCACUUUAGUCAUGGUUUCAAAAGCAAAGUGUUCAAGGAGAUAACUUUUGAGAAGUUGAAAAUGUUCAAGAUGUCAGGGUCUUUAGUGCCAGGAUCAGCAAAAGGACAACAGUGGCUGCAAUUUGUACUCCCGAGGUUGCCAUUUAGUUGGUUGAGAAGAGCAUGGGUGAAGUUGGGACUGGAGAAGGUGCUCUCACCCAUCUGCAUAGCAAUCAUUGCCGAUGGCGUUACUGUGUUUGAGAAAAUUGCAGAAGCCGACGGUGAUGAUGAAGUGGAAUUGAACUUGGGAGCAGAGAACAUUGUGAACACCGGGGAAGGAGCACAUUGCUAUAGAAUGCAAGUGACAAUGGAUGUGUCCCAACUGCAAAAUGUAUUUCUAUUUCUUGUGGAGAAUCGUCGGUGGCGCCCUCGGUACUGGUUUUAGCUAUCACAUCCGGGGAGAUAUUAUAGAUGAACGUCAAUUCAGGGGAUGAAGCAUAUUAUGCAAACACCUUUUUAUUGUAAACAAUCAAUAAAUAGUGUUUGCAAUUAUGUGGUCCUUCACAUAUGCAGAUAUUCAUCAUGAAAAUCAUGUUGACAUAGCAGAUGGGUAUUGAUUUUCUAAUUUGCUGCUUUUAUUUUAGAGCUAAAACCAAUUUGUCAUUAAUUAGGCCAAACCUUGAAAAGUUUCAUCACAUGUAAACUAUUUUAUAUAUUUUUACAUAUGAACAAGAUGUUAGUUAAUGUGAACGUGUGAGCAAUAUGUGGAAGUGGAGAUCGUGUAAACAUGUGGUGGUUUUUUUUUAGUUUCUUUUCUUUAGCCAUAAAAAUAGGAAUUAGUGGUUAUGUGUCUACAAAAUGGGGCUGCUUUUUGGCAAGUGGCAUUAGUGGGUAGUUUUUUCUUUUGUUCUAUAAAUACUAGUUCCAUGCGUGUAAUCCAAUGUGUGAGAAAAAGAAUGAAAGUGUUGACGUCUUUUCAAGUUUUAUUUUAACGUGCCCUUUUGUAGUGUUGUUUGGUGUGGGAGUUAGAAAGACUUCCUUCAAUCUUGGUAUCAGAGCGCCAGGUUGCGUGGGCAUCUCAAGUAUCUUGGAGCAUUGCAGAAGCAAGGAACUCCAAAUUGCGUGCUAUUGGUAAGAGUUAUUUUUUGAAAGCUGGUAUGGCUAAUUCAAAUACUCUCAAUUUAUCCCAAUCCUUAGUGCCUAUUUUUAAUGGUGAGAACUAUGAGUUUUGGAGUAUCAAAAUGAAGACUUACUUCAUUUCACAAUAUCUUUGGGAGUUAGUUGAAAAUGGUUAUGCAGAAACUGAAGUAUCAAAGGCAGUAGGAAAGUUAAUAGAGAAAAUUGAUGUUAAGGAAUUUCGGAAGAAAGAUGCAAAGACACUCUCAGUAUUGCAGCAGGCUGUAUCAGAGACUGUCUUCCCAACUAUUGCUGGUGCAGAGAAGUCAAGUGAAGCGUGGCUAUUCCUCAAACAAAAAUUUCAUGGAGAUAAGAAGAUUACUACAGUUAAGCUCCAAAUCUUAAGGAGAGAGUUUGAAACAUUUUGCAUGAAAACUAGUGAGUCCGUUCAAAAUUAUUUUUCUAGACUCUCUACUAUUGUAAAUCAAAUGAAGAGUUUCGGUGAAGCCAUAACCGAGCAAAAGGUGGUUGAAAAGGUGUUAAGAAGUCUUCCUUUUAAAUUUGAUCAUGUUGUCACUGCAAUAGAAGAAUCCAAAGAUUUGUCUAUUUAUUCUAUUGAUGAACUAAUGGGGUCUCUUUUAGCACAUGAGCAACGUAUGAACAGGUCAACAGAAAAAUGAAUAGAGCAAGUUUUCCAAACAAAGAUAGAGUUUUCAAAAGAGAAGAAUGGAAGCUAUGAUCAAAGAAAUGAAGGAAGGAGUCAAGGACGAGGAGGCUAUAGAGGAGUCACUCGUGGUUAUGGUAGAGGACGUGGAAGAUUCCAUGGAAAUUUCCAUAAAACCCAUGACACAACAGGGAAAAGUAAUCAAAAUCAGUACUUUAGAGGAAAACAAUGUAACUUUUGCAAGAAGUUUGGUCAUAUAGAAGCUAAAUGUUUUGAAAAGGCAAAACAACAAGCUAGUUUUGUAGAAGAAAAUGAGAAUUUAUUUCUUGCAACUAUGGAUGCUAACAGUUGCAAGAGUGAAGUUUGGUUUGUAGAUAGCGGCUGCAGUAAUCAUAUGACUGGUAACAAGAGUUUUUUCAAAGACAUUGAUGAGACUAUACAGUUGGAUGUGUGGCUUGGAGACAAUAAUAGAAUAAGUGUGAAGGGCAAAGGAACUGCUAUCAUCAAAUCAGAAACAGGUAUGAAAAAAUUUAUUAAUGAUGUGUAUUACGUUCCCGGGUUGGCUCAAAAUUUGCUUAGUGUUGGGCAAUUGGUUCAAAAAGGGUACACACUUUUAUUUGAAAAUGAUGCUUGUGAAAUUAAAAAUAAAAGUGGUGUAGUUCUUGCGAAAGUAAAUAUGGUUCGAAAUAAAAUGUUUCCUCUUGAAACAAAUGCAUUUAUGACAAAAAUUGAUGAUUCCAAGCUAUGGCACGUGAGAUAUGGACAUCUUCAUUUUAAUGGAUUGAAGCUCUUACAUCAAAAAGGUAUGAUAUAUGGACUACCAUCUAUUGAUUGUCAUGAUGAUGUAUGUGAAUGGUGUAUUUAUGGUAAACAACAUAAAUUACCAUUUCAAGUUGGAAAAUCAUGGAGAGCUAAAAUACCGCUUCAAUUAAUUCAUGCUGACAUAUGCGGUCCAAUGAAAACUUCUUCAUUAAAUGGUAGCAAGUAUUUUUUGCUAUUUACUGAUGAUUACACUAGAAUGAGUUGGGUAUAUUUUCUCAGUCACAAAUCUGAUGCAAUGGAUAAAUUUAAAGAGUUUAAAGUGUUUGCAAAAAAAGAAAGUGAAAAUAUAAUAAAUAUACUACGUACGGAUAGAGGGGGAGAAUUUUUGUCUGACGAAUUUGGUUUAUUUUGUAAAAAUCAUGGCAUUCGUAGACAGUUUACAGUAAGGAAGACCCCACAACAAAAUGGUGUGGCCGAAAGGAAAAAUCAGACAGUGAUGAAAAUGGCACGCAGCAUGUUAAAUGAAAAACAAUUACCAAGUGAAUUUUGGGCUGAAGCAAUCCAUACGGCAGUAUAUCUUCUCAACAUUUCUCCAACAAAGGCAGUCAGAAACAAAACUCCAUUCGAAGCAUGGUGGAAUCGCAAACCAAAUGUAAGUAUGUUAAAAGUCUUUGGAUGUGUUGCAUAUGCAUUAAUUGAUCCUAGUGAAAGAAGCAAGUUGGAUAAGAAGAGUGAAAAAUGCAUUUUUAUUGGUUAUAGUAGUGAAACUAAGGGUUAUCGUCUUUAUAAUCUUAUCACUAAGAAGAUGAUUAUAAGAAGAGACAUUAUAUUUGAUGAAAAAGCUUGCUGGGAUUAGGUUAAGAAUGAAACCAUGAAACUCCAAGUUGACGGGGAAGAAGUGAAUCCAAGUCAUAUUGACGAAGAACCAAGGGAGAAAGAUGAAGCCUUGAAGGAGACGAUCAAUGAAGGUAUUGAAUCCAUUUUUGAAGAAACUCCUCCAAGAAAGGUACGAUCCUUAAAUGACAUUUAUAAGUGUGCAUUCGCUUUUGCUGUUAUAGAACCUUCAACUUUUGAUGAAGCAUGUGUAGACAAAAAUUGGAUGAAUUCUAUGGAAGAGGAAAUACAAACCAUAGAAAAGAAUGACACAUGAAAACUCUCUAAGUUGCCGUCGGGGAAGGAACCAAUUGGAGUAAAAUGGGUCUAUAAGGUGAAGUAUGAUGUUAAAGGUAACGUGAAAAAAUAUAAAGCAAGGCUGGUUGCUAGAGGUUUUGUGCAAGUAUAUGGAAUUGAUUUUACUGAGACGUUUUCACCUGUUGCAAGAUUUGAGACAGUAAGAAUGGUUCUUUCUAUUGCUGCUCAAUUUAAAUGGAAAGUUUUUUAGUUUGAUGUCAAGUCUGCUUUUCUAAAUGGCUAUUUGAAUGUAGAAGUGUAUGUUGAUCAACCACCUGGAUUUAAAA